CAUCGCGCCCGCCGGCUCCGCAAGAUGAGCUCGCGGCUGCGGCACUGGAGGGAAGCGGCGACGCUGCUGCUGGCGGCGGGCGCGCCGGCACGGCCGCCGCGCUCCUCGCUCGGCCCCUGUGACUACGAGCUGCUGCUGCUGCAGCGGAGCUCCCGCAGCGGCUUCCUGCCCAGCGCGCACGUCUUCCCGGGAGGCCUGGUGGAGGCGGCGGAUUUCUCGGCUGAGUGGCUGGGGCUGCUGCCCGCCGCGCCGCACUGUGGGCUGGGCCUCGUGAAGCCGCCGCCUCCGGGCGGCAGCCGGGCGCCGCUCUUCGCCAGCCUCCGGGAGCGGCUGGGCUCGCCGCUGCCGGGGGAAGUCGCCUUCCGCAUCUGCGCCAUCAGGGAGACCUUCGAGGAGGCCGGGGUGCUGCUGGUGGUGCCGGGGCGCGGGCCGGCGGCGGGGCGCGGGCCGGCGCGGCCGCUGCGCGGGGAGCGCCUGCCGCCCGCCGCGGAGCUGGGCCGCUGGCGGCGCCGCGUGCAGGAGGACCCGGCCUGCUUCCUGCAGCUCUGCCGCCACCUGGGCUGCGUCCCCAACAUCUGGGCGCUGCAGGAAUGGAGCAACUGGCUCACCCCCGUCGGCAGGGCUGGCCGCGGCGGCCGGCGCUACGACACUGCCUUCUACCUGUGCUGCCUGGAGGCGCGGCCGCCGUGCACCUCGCAGGACGACCGGGAGGUGACAGCCUUCCAGUGGUCAUCACCUGCAGAAGCCAUUGAACGCUUUAAAUCUCAGGAAAUAUGGCUUGCUCCUCCUCAGUUCUAUGAAUUGUGUAGGUUGUGCAACUUUUCCUCACUUCAUGAGCUACAUCAGUUCAGCUGUGAACGCGCUCUAGAAGGAUGUGAACGUUGGAUGUCAGUGACUUUAACUGCUUCAGAUGGCUACAUUCAGCUAUUACCAGGAGAUGAGUUAUAUCCAGAAGAUCCAGAUUAUACAGGGGAAAAGAAAAUGACCUUGUCAACAGAUAAGAAGAUUGAAGAUCUAAUGAAAGAAGGCAGUAUAUUUCACAGGAUAGUAAUAAAAAACAUCAAUGAUCUUUCUGUUUAUGUUAAUAUUCAAGCAAAAUAUAAACAUAUGAACCCAAUGAUGAUAAAAUCUAGUAAUUCAGAUUACAAUAGCAGAUUAUAGCAUGCAUUUGGUUUAAAAUUAAAUAUAUUUAAUUACAUUUGUAUUCAUUGUUAGUGUUUCUUUUAGUCAGAGACUAAAAUAAUUUACUGCCCUGCCAAAGCAUUCCAUUUGGAUAUAGGUUUGAGAUUUAUGUAUAUCUGAUUCUCUGAAACUGCACAGUUAUGCCAGUUAUGAUAUACAUGUGACUACUGAAAAUUCGACACAACCAUCAACUUCAUUAUAUGAUUAAAAUUAACAGUAAUUAGAUGGUAAUCAUACUGAACCAUUACCACCUUAUUCUACUUACAUACUGAUAGUGGAAUAUGUGGAAUAUGAUGUAACCGUGGUCCUUUGGAUCACACUGGUUCUUUUCUCACUGAAAAUUAAGUGAACAUAUGUUCAGAAUAAAUAUGUUUUGAAUUCAAGAAUUAUUUUACUAUGUUUCCCAGACUUAUCAGUUGAACAAGUGUAAUGUGUUCAUUCCAUUUUUGUUGAAGUCUUCCAGUCUAAUCUCUCUUUCAUUUUGGGGAAAGCCCAUGCAUAUGUUUAUAUGUAAACUUUGCUAAAAUUUACUGAUUGUCUUCUAAUUUUGAUUUUAAACUUAAUGUUUAUAUUUGAUACACCCAAAUUGUUUCUAUUAAUGGUAGUGAUGCAAAACUUUUACCUUUUGAAAUUUGUAAUUUGGACAUAAUCUAAAUCAGCUAUCAGAUUGAGUGCAACCAUUCUCUAUUGUUAUCACACUUACUUUAAAAGAUAUUGACAAUUUUAAAAUAGAAAAAAUAAAUUGUUCAGCUCUGAAAAAGAUAGAAAGAACUUCCGAGUUAGUUACAAAGCAGCAUGUGGGAUGUUGAAAUGUGUAAGCAGAUGUUUCCAAGAUACUAUUUUCUUAAAUGCAUCUUUGUUAUGAGAUUUGAAGACUUCAUAGGAAGCAUUGCUGCUUGCUGGUGCCAGGAUUUUUGGUCUGUUUUGUUUCUUCAGUGUUACAAGUGGAGUAAGUGGGGUGGUGAUGUGAGAUCUCUUCCAUGGGGAAGAAGAAUCAAUGAUGACUUUUAUUAGCCAGUAGAGCUAAGCAGAAAGCUUUGUGUUCUGUAUUUCAAUUAAAAUAAAACUUCUACAAUAUUUUCAUUAAA
Molecule: messenger RNA, 2270 nt
Organism: Rhea pennata
Lineage: Eukaryota; Metazoa; Chordata; Aves; Rheiformes; Rheidae
Gene: NUDT19
Product: nudix hydrolase 19
Exons: 3
Coding region: 25-1161 (378 amino acids)
Cellular component (GO): mitochondrion
Molecular function (GO): hydrolase activity, acting on acid anhydrides, in phosphorus-containing anhydrides
Source: RefSeq, a predicted model, not a curated record